Anisakis simplex (herring worm) is the source of this 651-nucleotide messenger RNA. The record is from the annotation of a GenBank genome assembly. Lineage: Eukaryota; Metazoa; Nematoda; Chromadorea; Rhabditida; Anisakidae.
AUGCUCACUAAAGACAAGAGACGCUUAAUUGCAGUAGGUAGUUCUUCAAUACGGCCAGCAAUAUCGUGUACCGCAAUAGGAGCAAGCAGCGAUUCGAAAGUGAUGCAUCGACAGUACACGAACUCUUCGAAUACAACUGAUCAGGAUGAAUUCACACCUGAAGAAUUACAGGAAUUCGCACAAGCUUUCAAGAUGUUUGAUAAAGAUGGGAAUGGAACGAUGAACAUAAAAGAAUUAGGUGUUGCGAUGAGGACAUUAGGCUUGAACCCAACCGAAGAGGAAUUACUCAAUAUGGUCAAUGAAUACGAUGUUGACGGAAACGGCAAAAUUGACUUCUUUGAGUUUUGCAAAAUGAUGAAAGAAAUGAAUAAGGAAACCGAUCAAGAGUUGAUAAGGCUCGCCUUCAAAGUUUUCGAUAAGGAUGGUAAUGGCUACAUAACUGCUCAAGAAUUCAAGCAUUUCAUGACAACGAUGGGUGAAAAAUUCAGUGAAGAAGAAGUGGACGAGAUUAUAAAGGAAGUCGACAAGGACGGAGAUGAGCAGAUAAACUAUGAAGAAUUCGUGCAAAUGAUCGCACCAAUCGUACACGACGGCAAUAAAGACGAUCCGUUUGCAGAACCACCGAAAGAACAUGCUAGCAGGAAGAACUGA